This is a messenger RNA of Physcomitrium patens, 1868 nucleotides long. RefSeq names its product 3-isopropylmalate dehydratase large subunit, chloroplastic. Gene Ontology annotation, biological process: amino acid biosynthetic process. NCBI's taxonomy places the organism in Eukaryota, Viridiplantae, Streptophyta, Bryopsida, Funariales, Funariaceae. Gene Ontology annotation, molecular function: 3-isopropylmalate dehydratase activity; 4 iron, 4 sulfur cluster binding. The record is from RefSeq and is a predicted model, not a curated record.
UUUAUUCAUCACUUCGGGACGCACUUCACAUUCCUUUCUUACUCUGGCUGCUGUGUUUGCUGCUGCUGCGGAGGAGGAACUGUCCGUCUCCCUUAGGUUUUGGUUUCCAUGGCGACCACCGCUGUGUCUGUGGCGCAUCACCCCGGCAUCUCCUCAGCUCUGAGAGAUGGAGCCUCAUUGGCAUCAGGCUCAGGGUUCUACGGUGUCCGCGUUUCCGUUGCUGCUGCCCCGAAAACUUCUGUUGCCUCUGCGCACCGUGAUAUGCGGGUGCGAGCGGUAAUGGCUCCCCAGAAGCAGGAGCGCUCUCCUGCCUCCACUGGAGCUGUGAAACAGGCCAUGACAGCGACGGAGAAGAUUCUGGCAAAUGCGUCUGAAAAGACUAAGCUUGCGCCUGGAGAGAAUGUGUGGGUGAAGGCAGAUGUUCUCAUGACUCAUGAUGUUUGUGGCCCUGGAACCAUUGGUAUCUUCAAGAAAGAAUUCGGUCAAAAUGCUAAGGUAUGGGAUCGUGAAAAGAUCGUGCUUAUCCCCGAUCAUUACAUUUUUACCUCAGACGAACGAGCCAAUAGAAAUGUGGAUAUCCUACGUGACUUUGCUCGUGAGCAAGACAUCAAGUAUUUCUACGACAUUACUGAUAGGAGCAACUUUCGGGCCAAUCCAGAUUACAAGGGAGUUUGCCAUGUGGCUCUUGCGCAGGAGGGCCAUUGUCGCCCUGGAGAGGUUCUCUUCGGCACAGAUUCCCACACUUGCAAUGCUGGAGCGUUUGGUCAGUUUGCAACAGGGAUCGGUAACACUGAUGCAGGCUUUAUUAUGGGCACCGGCAAGCUCCUGAUUAAGGUUCCACCAACGUUGAGGUUUGUGCUCGAUGGAGAAAUGCCAAAGUACCUGUUAGCCAAGGAUCUCAUAUUGCAGAUUAUCGGUGAAAUAUCUGUUGCAGGGGCAACUUACAGAGCGAUGGAGUUUGUCGGCACUGCCGUUGAUGCUAUGACGAUGGAAGACAGAAUGACUCUGUGCAACAUGGUCGUGGAAGCUGGAGGCAAGAAUGGCGUUGUUCCUGCUGAUGCCACAACCGCGAAGUACUUGGAAGGAAAAACCUCAAAACCGUAUCAAGUUUUCACUAGUGAUGGAAACGCCAGCUUCUUACAAGAAUACAGAUUUGACGUCUCAAAGCUGGAGCCUCUUGUAGCCAAGCCACAUUCUCCAGACAACAGGGGUUUGGCUCGAGAGUGCAAGGAUGUUAAGAUUGACCGCGUUUACAUUGGGUCAUGCACUGGUGGAAAGACUGAAGAUUUCCUUGCUGCUGCAGAGCUUCUGGCAAUCUCAGGUCAAAAAGUGAAGGUGCCAACAUUCCUUGUGCCUGCUACACAGAAGGUCUGGAUGGACUUGUACUCUCUGCCAGUACCUGGAACUGAUGGAAAGACGUGUGCGGAAAUCUUUCAGCAAGCAGGUUGUGAUACUCCUGCUUCUCCCUCGUGUGCUGCUUGCCUGGGUGGCCCUCGCGACACCUACGCUCGCAUGAAUGAUCCUCAGGUUUGUGUUUCAACUACCAACCGUAACUUUCCUGGGCGAAUGGGACACAAAGAGGGGCAAAUAUAUCUUGCAUCACCUUACACUGCCGCUGCCUCCGCUCUCACAGGCUUUGUAACAGAUCCUCGUGAAUUUUUGUGAGAAGUAAAUAUUAGCCGCGUAUUGAGUUUGAGUCUCAUUUUGCUUCAACUUUUGAGGAGAGCAUGCGGAGCUUGUAAUCGGGCUUUUGGUUCAAUAAGUUCGGCAAUUGAAGUUGUUUGUUAAGUACCUGAAUUCCUGGGUUCUGGCAGUAUUCUAUUUUGCCUAAUUCUUUGUUUCGUGCAAUAGACCAUAUUUGCAGGAAA